Messenger RNA from Juglans regia (Persian walnut), 901 nucleotides. RefSeq lists its product as uncharacterized. NCBI's taxonomy places the organism in Eukaryota, Viridiplantae, Streptophyta, Magnoliopsida, Fagales, Juglandaceae. The record is from RefSeq and is a predicted model, not a curated record. The transcript has a single exon. Gene Ontology annotation, molecular function: catalytic activity. The annotation marks the transcript as partial.
AUGGCAGGUGGAGUUUCUAAUGAAGAGGUUGGAGGAAAAUUAUGGAUUAUGUGGUCUCAAGGAGUCCUUGUGUCGGUGGUUCAGUCCACUAAUCAGUUUAUUACUGUCAAUAUGACAGUUAAUAAUAGAUGUGUUUGCAUUUCUUUUGUUUAUGCAAAAUGCCUACAAAUGGAUCGGAGGGAGCUUUGGAACUCUUUGUCGUCUGGAAUUGUUGACUCUCAGCCAUGGAUAGUUGUGGGGGACUUUAAUGUCAUAAGAAAUGAUCAAGAGAGAAGAGGAGGUCGGCCAAGACCUUUUUCAGCAAUGGAAGCUUUUAACAAAUUUAUAGAUACAGCUGGAUUGUCGGAACUAAGGUUUGAGGGGAAUCAAUUUUCAUGGUGUAAUAAUCAACAGGGAAGUGCGAGGAGAUGGGCUCGAUUAGAUCGAACCUUGACUAGUGUAGAGUGCAUUACGAUGUUUCCUGAAGCCUACAUGCAGUAUUUACCACGUACUACAUCAGAUCAUGCGCCAAUUCUAAUCAAAUUGGAAGCUGAAUCUGUGUCGUAUGGGUACCCGGCCUUUAAAUUUCACCAAACGUGGGUUACGCAUGACUCGUUUCUGGAUUGUGUUGCUAACGCCUGGGAGGAUGGGAUUGCGGAUCAUGGGAUGGCUAGACUGGCCAGGAAGUUAAAGAAACUUAAACAAAUUCUUCAAAUAUGGAACCGAGAAGUCUUUGGUAAUACAGGUCAAAAUAUCCAGCAUUUAGAAGAUAGAUUGUCUCGGCUGGAGAUAAAACUGCAGGAAGGAAAUAAUGAUGAGGAUGAACAAGAUUAUUUAGUGGCAAAAUCAGAAUUGGAUCUGUGGCAAGAUAGGGAAGAAAUAAGGCUGCAACAGCAAGCUAAACAGACUUGGCUUAAGAAAG